AUGCGUCUACUGAGCACUGAAAAUCUCCAAUUCUUCGAGUUCUAUGGCAAUGAUAUCCCACAAUAUGCAAUCCUAUCGCAUAGAUGGGAAUCCGACGAGAUCUCUUACCAAGACAUGCGUGACACAAAGAAGCAUGAGAACAAGCAAGGCUUCCGCAAAAUUGUCCAAUUCCGUAAGCUGGCGUUGAGGGAUGGCUAUAGAUAUGUAUGGGUUGACACCUGUUGCAUCGAUAAAUCCAGCAGCGCUGAACUUCAAGAAGCCAUUAACUCAAUGUACCAAUGGUAUGAGAAAUCGGGAGACUGUUAUGCCUACCUCUCGGAUAUGCCUACCCCUAAUCACCCCGUUGAUUGGCGAGACAAAUCAUUGUCUAAGGCGUCAUACCUCGAGUCAUUUAAGAAUUCUAAAUGGUUCACUCGCGGUUGGACGCUUCAAGAGCUGAUCGCCCCAAAGAAUGUCAUAUUUGUUGAUGGGAAUUGGAAGAAGUUUGGCACGGCCAGAGAUUUGAAUAAGAGCAUCAACGAAACACCCCGAGUGGCACGCGUUAUGGCUUGGGCCGCGAAUCGACAGACUACUCGAGUUGAGGAUCGUGCCUACUCGCUACUCGGCCUUUUUGAGGUUGACCUGCCGAUGUUAUAUGGGCAAGGAGAGCGAGCAUUUCAGCGCCUCCAAGAGGAAAUACUUAAAGUAAAUGAUGAUGCCUCUAUACUAGCGUGG
This is a messenger RNA of Trichoderma virens Gv29-8, 714 nucleotides long. RefSeq lists its product as uncharacterized. The record is from RefSeq and is a predicted model, not a curated record. NCBI's taxonomy places the organism in Eukaryota, Fungi, Ascomycota, Sordariomycetes, Hypocreales, Hypocreaceae. The transcript has 2 exons. The annotation marks the transcript as partial.